UGUUCGGUUCUGCAAGCAUGGCUCAAGAAGAGGAAGAUGUCAGAGAUUACAAUUUGACGGAGGAGCAGAAAGCGACCAAGGCCAGGUACCCUCCGGUCAAUCGGAAGUACGAAUAUUUGGACCAUACAGCUGAUGCCCAGUUACACGCAUGGGGAGAUACACUGGAGGAAGCAUUUGAGCAGUGUGCAAUGGCCGUGUUUGGUUACAUGACAGAUACUGGAACUGUGGAACCACUCCACACAAUAGAAGUAGAAACUCAAGGAGAUGACUUACAGUCUCUUCUGUUUCACUUUUUGGAUGAGUGGCUUUAUAAGUUCAGUGCCGAUGAAUACUUCAUACCCCGGGAAGUGAAAGUACUUAAUAUUGAUCAAAGAAAUUUCAAAGUACGGUCAAUUGGGUGGGGAGAAGAAUUUUCACUGUCUAAGCACCCUCAGGGAACAGAAGUUAAAGCAAUAACAUACUCAGCAAUGCAAGUGUACAAUAAAGAGAAGCCAGAAGUCUUUGUGAUCAUUGACAUUUAAAAAUAACAAAAAGAAAAAAGGAAAGACUCCUAUGAAGAGCUGAUAGCUUUUCUUCCUUCUGAGAAGAUAUAAUGAUUUGAUUUCUAGAGUAUUUUUUUGCCAAGUGGAAACUUACAGAAAAGAAAAUUUUAACUUCCAGUUUCACUUUCAGAAACAGAGAAUCAGCAUACAGCCUGAUAAUGUAUUCUUCAACUCUUGAGGAACCAUUUGGUACCUUCUUUGUUAAUUCCCUUCUAUGCACCCUUCCGUGGAGCAGGAGCCCUCCAGCCUGGUCUCAGAAGGAAUUACUCAUUGCUACAAGCAGCAGUUGGGACUGAAUCCAAUUUGAAGUGGAGUAAGAAGCUGGGUGUGGUAGUACUAUAUGAUUAUGUCAUCCCAGCACUCAGGAUCCUGCGUUCACAGCUGACCUUGAGAUAUAGCAAGUCCCUGUCUUGAAAAGAAUACCUUGAAAAAAAUACACUUUUUUUGGUCUGAGCAUGGUGGUGCACAUCUUUAAUCCCAGCACUUUGGAGGCAGAGGUAGGAGGAUCACUGUGAGUUCAAGGCUACCCUGAGACUACAUAG
Messenger RNA from Jaculus jaculus (lesser Egyptian jerboa), 1084 nucleotides. RefSeq names its product protein archease-like. Gene Ontology annotation, cellular component: tRNA-splicing ligase complex. The transcript has a single exon. NCBI's taxonomy places the organism in Eukaryota, Metazoa, Chordata, Mammalia, Rodentia, Dipodidae. Gene Ontology annotation, biological process: tRNA splicing, via endonucleolytic cleavage and ligation. The record is from RefSeq and is a predicted model, not a curated record. The coding region runs from base 18 to 521 and encodes 167 amino acids.